This is a messenger RNA of Doryrhamphus excisus (bluestripe pipefish), 4722 nucleotides long. RefSeq names its product nuclear factor of activated T-cells, cytoplasmic 1-like. The record is from RefSeq and is a predicted model, not a curated record. Gene Ontology annotation, biological process: cytokine production; calcineurin-NFAT signaling cascade; regulation of transcription by RNA polymerase II. Lineage: Eukaryota; Metazoa; Chordata; Actinopteri; Syngnathiformes; Syngnathidae. Gene Ontology annotation, molecular function: RNA polymerase II cis-regulatory region sequence-specific DNA binding; DNA-binding transcription factor activity, RNA polymerase II-specific; transcription factor binding. Gene Ontology annotation, cellular component: transcription regulator complex.
GGUGUUUCCCAGCUUUAAAAGAACCAGAGACAGCCCCUCUGACAAAGCCGCGCUGCGUCAUCGACCUGGGGAGACUCUUGGAGACCUUCAAUGGGAACAAGACAGACUAACUCACCUCAGCCACAGUCGUCCCCUUAACAGCGCCCACCUCCUCAUCCACUCCACCAAGACUCAUCCGCCUCUCAGCCGGGUAAAGUUGAGCGCCGCUUGUUGAAUGCAGGAUACGCUCAUCUUGAGCGGUUCUUCCAAGUUCACGUUUGAAGCUCCAGCCAGUGAGGAGCGGGGACUCCACUCUGGUACCUCUGUCGCCGAAAUGAAGUCUGCAGAAGAAGAUGCAUUCAGCUACACACCAAAUGUCACGCUUUCCCUUCCAUUGGGCAUGGGCAACCCUUGUCUGGCUACCCAGUACCACACCUUACAGUCCAGUCCGGUCAUCUCUGUUACAUCUUGUCACCAGACAGGCUACAACUUCCAAAAUGACAACCAUGUGGCAUCAGGUUAUUACUUGCCUCAUGGUCUCAGACCUAACGGGGCUCCAGCUCUGGAAAGUCCACGUAUUGAAAUUACUGCCUACAGCCAGUGUCCUGAAGAUGAAGUAGAAGAAAGCAUCAGAGAAGACCACAUCAUCAAAAGAGGUGUUAACUCCAUUGUGACACUUACACUGCCCAAUGCAGAUGGCUACCGUGAUCCCAGCUGCCUCAGUCCCGCGAGCAGCAUUUCUUCACGCAGCUGUAACUCUGAAGCUUCAUCCUACGAGUCUGGCUUUUACAACUAUGACAACUCCCCACAGAAUUCCCCCUGGCAGUCUCCCUGCGUUUCUCCCAGGGGCUCCACACUUUUAUCCUGCCCACAUGCCAGCGGCCCCGCAGCCUCCCCUCACAAUUCGCCCUCCAACUCCCCUCAGAUCGGAGCUGUGGCUGAGGAAGGCUGGCCAGCUCAGCCUCGUGGCUCCAGGCCGAACUCCCCUUCCUUCAAUGGUGGAGGCAACAACAACAACAACAGCAGCAGUGCUGGUGUGGGGAAGAGAAAGUACAGCUUCAAUGAUACCCCCUGCCACCAGACAUCUUGUUCACCCCACCAAUCUCCUACACCCUCACCGUAUGGCUCCCCCAGAGUCAGUGUCACAGAUGAGAACUGGCUUGCCAAUGCCAACCAGUACACCAACUCCGCCAUUGUGGCCGCGAUCAAUGCUUUAACCACAGAUGGAGUGAUAGACAUGGGAGAGGGGAUCCCCAUUAAGACACGUAAGACCAUGGUGGACCAUUCACCUUCUAUGAGCCUCAAGGUGGAGCCUGGUGGUGAAGAGCUCGUCCAGGAGGGGGACCUCGGCCACGAGGACUAUCCUUCCCGCAUGGUUUUGAAGAAGGAGAACUACUGCGGAGGCUUCCUCGAGGUGCCUCAGCAUCCCUACUCUUGGUCGAAACCCAAGCCUUACCUAAGCCCAUCUCUGCCAGCGCUUGAUUGGCAGCUCCCAUCCUGCUCCGGCCCAUACAGUUUACAGAUUGAGUUACAGCCAAAGUCCCACCACAGAGCCCACUAUGAAACUGAAGGCAGCCGUGGGGCAGUGAAAGCUCUAUCUGGAGGUCACCCGGUUGUCCAGCUUUACGGCUACAUGGAAAGCGAACCGCUCACCCUGCAGCUGUUCAUAGGGACCGCAGACGACCGCCUCCUGCGACCACAUGCCUUCUACCAGGUACACCGCAUCACUGGCAAAACUGUCUCCACUGCGAGCCAUGAAGUCAUGCAAUCCAACACCAAAAUCCUGGAGAUCCCUCUGCUGCCUGAAAACAACAUGCGAGCCAUAAUUGACUGUGCAGGCAUUCUUAAGCUGCGCAACUCAGACAUUGAGCUUCGCAAAGGGGAAACGGACAUCGGACGUAAAAACACUCGUGUGAGGUUGGUGUUCCGAGUGCACAUCAACCAGCCCAACGGCAGGACCGUAUCAUUACAAGCCGCCUCGAACCCCAUUGAAUGUUCUCAGCGCUCAGCACAGGAGCUUCCCUUGGUGGAGAAACAGAGUAUGGACAGCUACAUUGCCACUGGAGGCAAAAUGAUCGUCCUGAGUGGUCUAAAUUUCCUCCCUGACUCAAAGGUGGUGUUUGUGGAGAAGGCGCAGGAUGGUCAUCAUCUGUGGGAAACUGAAGCCAAAGUGGACAAAGACACUGUCAAAUCUAAUACACUUUUCGUUGAGAUUCCACCAUAUCGAAACCAGAGAAUAUCCACCCCUGUGCUGGUAAAUUUCUACGUGUGCAACGGCAAGAGGAAGAGGAGCCAAUACCAGCAAUUCACCUACCUUCCUCCUAAUGUGCCGAUGAUAAAGACAGAACCCAGUGAUGACUAUGAUUCUUUGGGGACUUCGGCGCUGUCCAUACAUUCAAAGUCCUACUUCAGCCAUUCCAGACUUAACCCCAUCUUGCCUGUUGCCGAUCACGAUGCCUGUCUGGCUGGUGGCUACCCUCCCUGCCCUUCUGUCAAUGCUGCCAUGUCGUCAUCGUCCCCCAAUCCCAGCCCAACCCUGCAUGACCUCUCCCCUGUGGCAUACAACAAGUGCCUCCCCAAUAGUCCUACCCAAGUAGUACCUCCAAGUCAUAUGGUGACUGCCUUCCAGGAGACCAAUGGCAGGCCGAUCCUUACCCAUCCAGCAUCUCCUGACCACAGCUCCCCCCUAGGUAUGCUCCAAACUCAGGGAAGCCCCAGCCACAUCAACAGCCCAGGAACCCAGGGAUUCCACCCUGUCUAUGCCAACAGCAGCGCUUCAUCCUCCCCGGCCUCUCAUGCCUCUACCCCCAGUGGGCCUGCAGAGAGUCCAUUUGUUCAGGCCUACAGCCCCAGCCAGGCUCAGGCAGCAGCAGCAACCUCGGCUCAGGCUGGCGGGAACUCACCAAGCCUGCUUCACGAGGACUCCAGUCCACCUGCAAUUGCCAUCACGGUCAAACAGGAACCCCAGGAACUGGACCAGAUAUACCUAGAUGAUGUUAACGAGAUCAUCAGGAAUGACCUUUCCAGCAUUUCCGUGCACACUCAUGCAUAGACGUCACGAAGUGCUGCAGCAAACACAUCCAUAACCAUCAUCAACAAAAACAACAUGAAAAAGAGAAGAUCCAGAAGAUGAAGAAUAGCUACCACGACCAGGAUCUCCCAUCUGAUCAAUGUUCAUCACUUCCUUCGUUCUUGCUCAAAGACAUGAUGCAGAUCCACAUGGACUCUGUAUCGAUCUGCCUGGAAAAGUUUCUAUCUAUAUUAUAUGUUGAUGUAUGUAAGUAUAUACAGUAUGUCAUAUAAUUUGUACAAAUUGGAAAUGUAUAGAGGGCAAGAUGCUCUUUAGUGGACCAAACAGCUCACUGAGAUUCUUAUUGACUAUCUUCAUUUGGAGUGUGAUGCUUUUGCCCAUGCAUGGACAAGAUAAUGGGACAAAAAUGAUCACGGUUCAUGAGUUUGUUUCUCUUUUUUUGGUGUGUGUAGUCGAUCCGCAACAAGUGAAUUGGUGCCUUACUAGUUAGUGAAGGCGAUGGCCGGCAGAAGAUGCAAAUUAUGGUUAAUUACAACCCAAAGUGCAAAGUUUUAUAUGACGCUUUUGUAUCAUUUGAUGAUGGUUUGUUUACAAAGAAAAUCGACACAUGUUGGAAAAUGAUAUCGGGAUUAUAUAAAGAUUUUUCUGUUGUUUUUUUUCUCAUUGUCCAUUUAUACUGAAUGUGAUGUACUAUAUUGUUUUGUAUGGACAUAUCUGAAAAUAUGCCUUAUGUUUAUUCUACGUAGUUUGCUUAUCAGCACUGUCUUCCCUUAUUAUUGCGUCCUUAUAUACGUAUUCUUUCUACUAAGCUUCAUUAUGCUUUUCACCUUUGUGCCUGUUUUAUCAUGCCCAGUCUUCCACCCAGACCAUGACAUAAUGAUGCACAGACAAUCAUUGAACAUCACAUAACCUUGGACCAAGGUCACCAGUAGUCACAUGUUCUAGAUCAACAAUGGUAUGCUUACCUGCUGAAAUUAUAUAUUACUCCAAAGCAAUUUAGUCUUUUAAUUCUUGCACUGCGCAUUGAAGAUAUAAAUAUAAGCGUCUAAGUAUGCCACCGGAUCGGUUUAACUCAUCGUCUUGGUCAUUUUAAUGAGGACCUGGCAGGACUGUUACUUCUACCUGGCAAUAAUUGAUCUGUGUAAACCAAAGCAUUCUCUCUUUGGUGAAAUUAUUGUCCAAAUUUCUCUUUUCAACAUCCAGUGGUUCCCCCCAAGUACAAAACUAUUAAGCACUUUACCAUACAAAUAGGUAGUCUUGCUUCCAGACCAAAUGUAUGUCAAAUUCCUGCUCUUAUGUCAUGAACCUCGGAACCUUCCAGUCUUUUCUAUGUCAUCUAUCUUUUGGAGCAUGCACAUUGACCAAAUAUUUUUUAUUAUUUAGCUGAUUAUUGCUUUCUGUGGAGCGCUUACGUCCAUUUUUGGAAACAUAUAAAAGCAUGACUAAACUACAUGAGCAAGGAUUCUAUUUUGUGCCUUAAUGUCCUUCUCAGAUUCAAGAUCAUUGUGACUAUUGCUUUUCUGUGUAGACACAAGGUGAACCAUAUUUCUCAUUUAUUAAUAUGACAUAUUUAUGACAUUUGAAAUGUGUUUUAAGUGGUAUUGUGACCAUGCAUAACUUAAGUCCCUUUUUUUAUUAUGAGCUGUUAAUAAAUGUACACUUAUGUUGUGUGACUGAAUAACUGAUUAUUUUAUUUUUUAUUUUCUCUUUUA